Messenger RNA from Saccoglossus kowalevskii, 1259 nucleotides. RefSeq names its product U11/U12 small nuclear ribonucleoprotein 25 kDa protein-like. Gene Ontology annotation, biological process: mRNA splicing, via spliceosome. The record is from RefSeq and is a predicted model, not a curated record. Lineage: Eukaryota; Metazoa; Hemichordata; Enteropneusta; Harrimaniidae. Gene Ontology annotation, cellular component: U12-type spliceosomal complex.
UGGCGGCUUACAUUACAGACUUGUGUGCGUAAAUAAAUCGUGCCAUUUUUUUCGAAAUUUUGGACAUUCUCAAAACAGUCCAUGAUAUUGGAUAUCACAGUCAGAAUCAAUGUCAAAUGUUAUUUUAAUCCAUUAUCCCGGGCAACGUUGUGUAAAUGCAGCUGUGCCUAAUUGAUAUCAGCUGACUGGAUUGACUGUGUGGUAUGCAUUGUAUUAACUAUGGACGACUCAUCUGAUACGGAACUGAAUUCAGUCAAUGAAACCAGCAACCAUGAUGCAGAAGAAUCUACGGUCUCCCAUAAAAGAGCGAUGGAGAUAUUCAAUGAUGGAAUGAAAGAAAUACUACAAGACCCAUUAUUGAGCGACUUACCAUUGGACGUCACAGAGGAGGAAAUUAAUCAUCAAAUUGCACUGGAAUAUGGACAGGCAUUGACAGUGAAAGUCCGUAAACAAAAUGGUGAAGUCAUACCCGUAGUCGUUCUUCAGGGGGCCACAGUACGUGAUUUGAGAAAUGCAAUAAAAAGGCAUUUCACUAUGAAACUUGAAAGAGAAGGUGGGAAUAAGUUCAUCAGCUGGCGAUAUAUAUGGAAGACUUACUGGCUUUGUUUUGAAGAAGAAAAACUAACUGAAAUCAAUAAAAAGAUAAAAGAUUAUGGUAUCAGGAACCGAGAUGAAGUGACUUUUGUUAAGAGAUAUCGAAUACAAUAGAAAUCUGACUCGAGAUGUUCCUUUCAUAAUGUAAACACUGGAAAAUUCUCAUUGACUAUAAUAAGUAUAGAAAGAAAAUGUUGACAGAAAUCUGUGCAAGAAACACGAGAUUCAGAUAUAUCAUAAGAUUUUAUUUCCAAACUGCAUCUAACAAAAUAUACACAUAUACACUUCAAUACAAUUUUACAAUUACUAAACAAAAAAAUGGCCGCUUACAUUCUGGCGUUUAUCAUAGCCAUAUUUGAAUUAGAAAAAUUCAGUGGCACUAUAAAAGUCACAUUACCUGUUCCAUAGUGUGCAAUACAUUCUAGCUUGAGAAGGAUUAAUAUAUAAUUCAUUUCUAAAAAAAUAGUAUCAUUUGUUGAUGACUUUUGACAUACAGUACCAGUUUUAUUCCCCCUAGCUCAUUCCAUAAUUCGUAUGAAUAGAAGUACAUUGUUUUUAAAGAUGAAAUUAUAUGUAAACAUGUAUAUGAAUGUUCAAAGUACAUGAUGGUAACUAAGUUUGUAAUCUCAAAGUAAGUGAAAUAAAUAAUUUUUUGUAAACUAAAA